This is a messenger RNA of Boeremia exigua, 2033 nucleotides long. RefSeq lists its product as uncharacterized. Lineage: Eukaryota; Fungi; Ascomycota; Dothideomycetes; Pleosporales; Didymellaceae. The transcript has 3 exons. The record is from RefSeq and is a predicted model, not a curated record. The coding region runs from base 98 to 1969 and encodes 623 amino acids.
CCUCAAGAACUGGGACGCUCCCGUUCACGAGCACCAGCGUCGCCCUGUUGUCCGCGGCUGCGUCGUAGCUUUCUCUUCUCGCUCGUUUGUUCUUAUCAUGCGCUCCUUCAGGUCCAAGGUGCUGUCGGCCGUGGCGUGCGUGCCCGCGGUCCUCGCUGCAGCGCUACCCGCCCGUGGGGACGUCGCUCGCCCGUACAGCGAGCCAGUGCAGCUGGACUUCCAACAAAACUACGCGCGUGCAACCUUCAGCGUGCCUUUUGGCCAAGCGCACACGGACCAGGAUGACGAGUCCCUGGUCUUGAACUUUACUGCCCACUCGCACGACGCGGCGUGUGGUUCUGCUAACAUCACUAUCAACGGCGUGCCGCUGCCUCAGGAAUGGGAAGGUGAUCACGCUUCUGGCUCGGGCUCGUAUCAGUACUCCAGCCUUGACCUCCAGGAUGAACAGCCUCAGCGCGACUUGGGCCUUGCGUGGAACUCGACCUGUCUUCACGGCAGCGCGGCGGCGGACGAGGCUGCCCAGAUUCUGACCGUCAACAUCAAGUCGAUUGACGGCGUGCCCAUCAACACACCCGCUGGCUUUACCAUCUCGUUCAGGCAAAACACAUCACCGCCUGCACUUCUCAGGCUAGAGACGGUGCCUGAUCUUACACCCGAGCUGACCGACGUCUGGCGCGACCCCCCGGUGCAACUGCGGCUCGUCACUGGCCCUGCACCAUCUCUUGAAGACGAGAUCCGCGAGCUGCGGGCGCUGCAAGCCGAGCUCGAGGCUAUCCAGAAAGCAGUCGCCACCAAGAAGCAGCACAUCAACUCGCAGAUCCGCAAGGAGGCCAAGUGCUUCACCGCGGACCUCAAGCAGUGCGACAGCCUCUCGUGCGUGCUCAAGACCGUCGCCGGCAAAGCCCACGGCGCAUGGCGCAUGGUGUACCUCCGGCUACACACCGACCCCGAAACCGACACCAUGGGCCGCCCCGAGGUCUUCGCCUCCGCCCACCUCGCCUCCCAGCGCUACGGCAGUAUCAACGUCGCAUCCGACGUCGGGACCGACGUCGGUCCAACCACCGGCUCAACCGAGGCCGUCGAGGCCGCCCAACCCACCCCCCGCCCCUACGAAGCCACCCUCCCCCCACGCCCCCAGCAGCGCCAACCGCCCUACAUCAUCGCCCUCGAAAUCGCCCUCGGCGUACUCUGCUGCGGCUGCCUAACCGCCCUAAUCCGGCACAAAUGCGCCAGCCUACGGACCCGCACCGAGCGGCUCGCAGACCACGAAGAGCGACAGAACACGCGCGCGUACAAGCGGGCAGCGCGGCGGCACGCGUGGCGCGCCUGGUGGCGCGGCACCGGCGCACGCAGGGACGCUGCGCGCACCGCGGACUACGAGGAGAAGCGCGCGCUGAUCGCGGACCAGGAGGGCGUGCUGGAGGACGCGAUGCAGGAGGAGAUUCGGCAGCUAAGGGUCGCGCAUGGGGUGGUGCAUGAUAUCAUCCGCGCCGAGGAGGGGCGCACGGCUAAUCCUCCUCUUGGUUCUGUGGGGCACGCGCGGUGUACGUGCCAACAACGGCAGCAGCGCACGCGUGGCAACUCGGCGGCGUCGACGCACCCGCCCACCAGUAUCCCCGAGGCGCCGUCGCGCCCCUCGUCGCGCGCGGAUAGUCUGCCUAGUUACCGGUCGCGCGCGAGCGAGCCGCCGUCGUACGAGGCCGAGCUGGCGUCGUCGUUUAUGGCAUCUCCGUAUGUCGCGGCGGCGGGUGGUGCGGCGGGGUCGUACACAGCGGGCUCGUACGUAGCAAACGGGUUCGCGAGCUACGACACCACCACACGCUACGCUCCCAGCGAGUCCGGGCGCUGGACGCCCGACAGCAGCGUCGUGGACGUGAGUCCGCGGCCCAGCGCGGAGACGCUGCGGUGGCCGGUUAGUGUGUUCACCGUUGAUAGCGAGGGGGAGAGCGAGAGUGAGGGGGAGGCGUAGAGGCGACGUACAGUAUGAGCAAGGCUCGACGUACAGUACAAUCAGGACUCGACGCGCAGUACAG